Messenger RNA from Rhodofomes roseus, 3243 nucleotides. RefSeq lists its product as uncharacterized. Gene Ontology annotation, cellular component: microtubule organizing center. NCBI's taxonomy places the organism in Eukaryota, Fungi, Basidiomycota, Agaricomycetes, Polyporales, Fomitopsidaceae. Bases 1 to 3243 code for a protein of 1080 amino acids. The transcript is spliced from 7 exons. The record is from RefSeq and is a predicted model, not a curated record.
AUGUCUGCUGCCCUGAACGCUCGGGCAGAUACAUCGGCACAAUCUGCAGGGACUGUGCCGGACCUCUCGCUUUCCUCUCUGACCUCGGCGUUCUCAACUCCCGGUCGAGCCCUCAGAGUUCCCUCUGCGUCGUCUCAUACAACUGCAACCUCGUCCGCACCUAUCUCCACGCCUUCACCACCUAAUGUACCCUCACUGAGCAGGAGAAGAGGCGAUGAGGCGACACCCGCGCUCAAGCGACUUGGUCUGUCAAGCUACGAGGAGGAAGGCGAGGAAGCAGAGGCAGACGUGUUGGAUACUCCGGGACGAGAGAAGAAAUGGGAGGAUCCUGCGACUACACCUGCGGCUGGGCGUAUGAAACGCACCCGGAGCGCAGGAUCCAAAGGUGGCGUCAAUCUCACUUUGCGAGACCAAGAGAAGGCCUCAGGAAGGAUUGCCCGCUGCUGUCCGGACUGUGCAUCAGGCCUUGGUACGAGCGGAUUGCAGGAUCAGGCCUCGUCAGCCAUGCAACUCAUGGUAGAUAUUGGGCAACACAUUGACAGCCUCAAGAAGGAGAAUUUCAACAUCAAGCUCAAGGUGCACUUCCUCGAGGAGCGACUUGCGCAGCUCGCUCCGGACCAGAUCGAAGCCGCGCUCAAGCAGAAUAUCAACCUCAAGAUCGAAGUCCAACAGCGCGGAAUGGAGCUGAAGAAGCUCAGGAAGCUCGUCCUCGAGCAGCAGCGCGAGCUCGAGAGGCUCCAGCGUGGUAACGGCUCCCAGUCGCGUGCGCGCGAGCUCGAGGAGAAGCUCGAGGAGCGCGAGCGCGAGAUCCGGGAGCUCCGACGGAGGAGAGCUGUCGGCCCCAACGACGGUGUCCUGAGGGAACUCGAGGCGCGCAACGCGGAGCUGGAGGAGGAGCUGGAGAACGUGCGUGGGCUCUUGGAGGAGAACACAGAGGAGAUGGAGCGGCUGCGGGACUUGGUCGAGCGGCGCGGCGACGACUCCGCUGAGGAGGACAGGAGCGACAGGUGGCGGCGGCGGAUCGAAGAGGUCGAGGACGAAAACGAGGACUUGCGCACGAGGAUCGACGAGCUGGAAGAACUGGUCACCCACGGGAACGAUGAGAAGGAGGACCUCGCGGAUAUGGUGGAGGCACUGAAGCUCGACAUCGAGAAUCUGCAGCGGAGACGGGAAGCCGAGUCCGUCGAGCGAAGUCAGAGCCGCGUGCAGAUCUUGGAGGAGCGGGAGGAGCGGGAGGCAGUCGAGGAAGAUCUGAAUGCCUUCAGGGACAAGCUGGCGGCUGCGCAUAUUGAGCUCCAGCAGAAGGAAGACGACCUCGACAUGAAGGACCGCGAGAUCGAGGAGGUUGUGGCAGAGCACAAGCGCAUUGUCGAGACGCUUGAUGAUGAGUGGCGAGGCGAGAUGGACGAGCUGCGGGGCCAAGUGGAAGAGCUCAAGGACGUUCUUGAGCAGAAGGACGGCGAGAAUAGGGAUCUUCGCAUGAGCCUCGCUGAGGUCGAGAAUGGCAUGGCCGAGCUCCAAGACCAAACUGAGAUCGCAGUUGGACACCUCCAGCAGGAAUCUGAGGAGAAGGACGCUGAGAUCGAGGCUGCCAAUCGGGAGAUCGAGAAGCUUGGUCACCAAGUCUACAUGCUGGAGGAGGAGAACGAGCGGAUGAAAGACGCAAGUGAUCGACUCCGGGAGGAUGAGGCCGUAGAAAGGGAGCGUCUCGAGGCGCUAGCGUCCGCUUUGAAAGAGAAAGUGGCUGGGCUCAAAGCACAGCUCGAGGAGAUGCAUGACCUCAUCGACGCUCGCGACCACGACAUCGCUACCUACAGGGCCCGCUCAGAAGAGCUCGCGCAACAUGUGGAGAACCUUGUUCAAGAGGUCCAGCGCGAACGUGCUGCCCGAGAGCACCUAGAGGCCGACAUCGCCAGAGCCGAGAAGGAGCAUGAUGCCGCUCUACGCGCUGAGCAGCGUGCCUUGGAGGCCAAAGAGUCAGCGCUGCAGUCUGCCCUCAACGACCUCGCACGGACACAGUCUAUCCUCACGCAGCGCGAGAACGACCUUGCACAGGUGCAGUCUGCGCUCGAGACGCUGGAAGCUGAGUCGAAGAAGCUGGGUGAGACGCACACUACUGCUCGGUUCUCUCUUCAGCUCGAAGUCGAUCGACUCAAGCGCGACUUGGAGCGGCUCGAAGACGAACUGUCGAGGGCUCGCAACGAGCUGGGCGACCGCGAGGGCAAGGGCCGCGAGCGCGACGGCGUCAUCGACAAGCUCCACGCGGAGAACCGCGAGCUCGCGUCGCAGCUUGCGGCGCAGACGCAGGCGCGGCUGAACGUGUCCCAGAAGCUCGAGAACACCAUCGAGAGCUUGAAGGCGGCCGAAUCAGAGGUCGUGCAGUUCAAAACCAAGAUCGCUGAGCUGGAGCAGAGGCUGGCGAAGGACCAGCGAUCCCUUCUCUCUGCCGAGGCGCAGUACCGCGACCAGCUCACUGAGCGCAAUACGCUUCUGUUGACCAUCUACCAGUACAUGGACAAGAUCCUCGGAGUCGACAAGACACCGAAGAAGAAUGGUCAAGCGGAGACGAAACCUUUCACGAACUUCGGCGUCUUCCACGACAACCUCAUCUCACGCCUGAAGCAACUGAGCGAGAUCCAGGGCCUCUUCGACAAGCGUGUCAAGGACGCCGAGUCCAAGUACGCCGAGAAACUGAGCGACAUGCGCAAGCAGCUCGACUUCCGGUGGAAGCAGAUCGACAAGUUCGAGACGAGCCUGAAGACCGUCGCCGAGGCGAAGACGUCAUGGCGCAAGAAGCUCAGUGCGAGGGAGGGCGAGGUCGAGGCGCUCAAGACGACCGUCAGCGAGCUUCAGGCGCAGCUUGUCAGCAUUCGCAAGCCGGGCCAGGGCGACUCCAUGGAAGUCCGUGCGCUUGCUGCUCGCGCAAACAAUGCGGAGAGGCGCAUCACGAACCUGCAGAAUCAGCUCCUGUUGUCGGAGGAACGGCUGACGACCAUGAACCAGAAGACGGUCACUGCAGAUUCGAAGUGGGAGGUGCGUGUCAAGGAGUACGAAACUCGAUUGAAGAAGGCGGAGGAAGCCGUCAAGCGAGAGCGACAGGGCGCGAAAGAGCGCGUGUACGAGCUGGAAACACAGUUGAAAACGCUACAACGGCAAUUGGAACUCGAGAACAAGCGCAAUCAGCGUCUUCAAGAGAUCACAGAGUCGAAUGGGCUCAACAACAGGUCGCCCAGACCAUCAUGA